UACCUAUUAAAUGUAAAGAAAUCAUAGCAGUACUGCAUAUUUUUAGCUUUAUUAAAUAAAAUCCACAGGAAUACUAGUGUACUGUUUUUCCUUAGUGGUAAGAACUCAUAUGUUUAUAGAUUAAACUUUGAAAGAGCAGGAUUUAGAAGAAAGCCAAAAAAUUGUGGGUAAUGUAUUCUGAACGAUGCACUGUUUCUAAAAUUGUGGUUUCAAUGUAACCACACCUUCACUCAUUAACUUAUUAGGAGCUUAUAUUUACAUUAGGUUGUUUCAACCGUUUCUCCUUUUCUAUAGUUUGAUAGAGGUGAUUGUUCGAGAGAAAUGAGAGUUUCCUCUUGGUGAAGGAAAAAAAGCCAACAAAUCCUCAGACUGUACUUAAAUUAUGCCUCAGCCAGCAGAGACAAAGUUUCACUGCCUGACGUUAAGUUGGUGUCUGUGAUUAACAAGAGAAAGAUAAAGAAGAUAAACAGAGCAAGUAUCUGUGAAACCAGCAAAAACACCAACCCUAACCCACAUAGCAACAAACAGUAACUUUUAUUAAAUGCUUCCUGUUUCAUGUAAUGAUGGUGUUAAUGUGGGUGGAACAGUUUCACCACACACACACACUUUUUGGCACGACAGCUUUAACUGCAGACUGCAAACAUUCCGGUCGGGAACAGUUCAACACCAGUUAGGAAGAUGCUGCUUGUGCUUGGGAUCUUCUUCCUGCUCUUUUCUCCAGCGCUGCCACUGAAGUGCUACGUGUGCAGCUCAUCGGCAACCAAUGAAGAAUGCAACCAGAGUACCCAGGAGUGUAAAACACCUCUCAACACAUGCAUGACUGUCGUCGACACUUUCGAUACAGCGACAGCCAUAACAAAGCAGUGUGCCAGCCAGGCCACGUGCAGAGGAGCUGCCUCCACCGCCUCAGUCGACUCCAACGGAAACGGGAACGCCGUCAGCUGCUGCAGCAGCUAUGACUUGUGUAACUUCAGCAAAGCCGACUCCAUCAACAGAAACAACAAACUGCUGCUCCUGACUGUCGGUGUGGGAUUUCUGCUGUCACGCUGAGCUCAGUGGGAUGCGCAAACCGUACAAACUGCACCGCUACAGUCUCCGCACUACCUGCAAUCUUAUGCAUCUUGUAAAUACUGUUUAUAUUCGAAGCUGUUUAACAAAAAGCUUUUAAAAUAUCACUGUGUACUCCACAUGCACAAUUAGAUAUCGUAGGAUUUAUAAUACUGACAGACAGGGCUAGUUGUUACACGUUAAAGGGUUCAAAAAUUGACUUUAGCUUUUAAUUCCACAAAAGGUAAAGGCAGUAAGCUUAUAUUAGCUUAAUCUGACAGAAAUCUGUGGAUUUCUGGUUUUCCUGGAUAUUUGAUCGUCAAAAAUGUCUAUUAUGCUCAAGAAAUGACGGCCCAGUUAAAAAAAUGAAUGAAUAUAGACAUUAGUUGCUUAAAAUGUUUAUGAUUUUCCUUAGUUUACUGUAGUUUCAUUUUAAUUGAGAGAGAGAGACAGAACAAGAAAAUAAAUAUAUUGAUUUGCAUGUCAGUGAGUGAAAGUAUUUGAUCCUAAAACAUGACUUAGUACUUGAUGGAGAAACCCAUGUUGGCUGCACAGUGGUAAGAUGUUUCUUGUAGUUGGUCACCAGGUUUGGACACAUCUCAGGAGGGAUUUUGGUCAGGCGGAUGCCUGAGAGCUCAUUUUGGUUUCAUCUGACCAAAGCUUUUUCUCCCAGGGCUUCUCUGAAUCAUGUAGAUGUUCACUGGUUGGUACAUGCACCUUCCAGAGCAGGGAUCUUUCAGGUGCUGUAAGAUUUCAGCCAUUUCCACCAUCAUAUCUCCACUGAAACUUCAGCAGCCCAUCCUUAACACUAAAAUCCAUGCUUGUGCAAGCAACAGCAUUGUUGUACAACAGGUUAUUAUUGUUAUAUACAGUGCAAUGUGUCCUUUCUUAUUGUGAGAAAGUCUAAUUCUCUUCUUUA
Maylandia zebra (zebra mbuna) is the source of this 1966-nucleotide messenger RNA. RefSeq lists its product as uncharacterized. NCBI's taxonomy places the organism in Eukaryota, Metazoa, Chordata, Actinopteri, Cichliformes, Cichlidae. The record is from RefSeq and is a predicted model, not a curated record.